UGCGGACAGAGCCCUCCCUCGAGUUCCCCACCCCACGGCUGGACCGGAGCAGCCGCCCCCGGGCACAUGCAGCUCCCGUGAUGGAGCCAGGGGCUUGCUGGGCCCUGGAGCCCCACCUUGGGACUCCAGCGUUGUCAGCCCCUCUGGGGCAUCUCAAGCUGUAGCACACAGAUGAGUUUGUGGGGUCCUAGCACGGGGGCUGGGCAUAUGAUGGGGCGUUUUGUUGUGCGGGGUGAAAGCUGCUGUGUGUGUGAUCCCUGGAGCUGGUGUGGAAGGCCCUUCUCUCUGACACCCGGCCUCUCCUCUCCAUUGCCUGCCCUGUCGUGCCGCCUGCUCUGGCUGCUUUCCCCCCGCAGUACAUGGGGUGCAUUGAGGUGCUGCGCUCCAUGAGGUCCCUCGACUUCAACACCAGGACACAGGUCACCAGGGAAGCCAUCAACAGACUAUACGAGGCAGUGCCGGGUGUGAAGGGCAUCUGGAAGAAGAAGGCUCCCAACAAAGCCCUGUUCUCCAUCCUGGGCAAGAGCAACCUGCACUUUGCUGGCAUGAGCAUCGCUGUCAACAUCUCGGUUGAUGGGCUGAACCUCAUGAUCCCCACCACACGCCAGAUCAUCGCCAACCACCACAUGCAGUCCAUCUCCUUCGCCUCCGGUGGGGACAUGGAUACCACGGAUUAUGUUGCCUAUGUCGCCAAGGACCCCAUCAACCAGAGAGGUGACACCGGCCUCCUUGCCUGGGAGCUCUGUGGAGGAGGGAUGCACUGGGGGGUGAAGGCUGGAGGAGGAGAUCCCUUAUGGGGAACACGAGGGGUGGCUCAGGGUGGUCCUGCUGCAAUGAUGGGAGUGUGGGGAGAAACACUCAAACCGUCCAUCUGUCUGUCCACAGCCUGCCACAUCCUGGAGUGCUGCGAGGGGCUGGCGCAGAGCGUCAUCAGCACGGUGGGACAGGCCUUUGAGCUGCGCUUCAAGCAGUACCUACACAGCCCCCCCAAGGUGGUGGUACCCCCAGAGAGGGCACUAGCUGCAGAGGAGUCAGCCUGGGGGGAGGAUGAGGAGGCGGCUGAGCACGAUUACUACAACAGCAUCCCAGGGAAGGAGCCUCCCCCAGGGGGCCUGGUUGACUCCAGGCUCCGCCACAGCACAGCCCUGGGCCACGUCCGCACUCAGCCCUCCAGCUCUGUCCCCCCUGGCCAGGGUGGGUUAGCAGCCAGACGAGACCCGAGCAGCCAGCUGGGGCCAGCCUGGGACCUGGAGAGCCAGGGCCAGCCCUGCGAUGGGUACCUGCAGGCAGACAGCCACGCCCUGGGGCCACGGGACUACGAGGAGCACAUGUACGUGAACACGCAGAGCCUGGAUGCCUGGGAGCCGGAGCUGGUGGCUCAUGGGGCAGUGGAGGAGAGCCCCAAAAAGGACCUCUUUGAUAUGAGGCCAUUUGAGGAUGCCCUGAAGCUCCACGAGUGCAUUGCAGGGGGUGGCACCAGCCCCCCCAUUGAGGACCAGUGGCCGAGCCCCCCCACGCGGAAGGCCCCGAUCGCCCCCACGGAGGAGCAGCUCCGGCGGGAGCCCUGGUACCACGGGAAGAUGAGCCGGUGGGAUGCUGAGAGGCUCCUGCAGAUGGACGGGGACUUCCUGGUGCGGGACAGCCUCACCAACCCGGGGCAGUACGUGCUGACCGGCAUGCACAGCGGGCAGCCCAAGCACCUGCUGCUGGUGGAUCCCGAGGGAGUGGUGAGGACCAAGGAUGUGCUGUUUGAGAGCAUCAGCCACCUCAUCAGCCACCACCGGGAGAACGAGCAGCCCAUCGUGGCGGCAGAGAGCGAGCUGCACCUCCGCCAGGUUGUACAGAGGAAGCAGUGAUGCCAAGGGGAGAGGUCUUGUGGUCCCUGGCCCUGCAGGUCCUCCCUGGCUGCUGCCUACCUCCAUCAUCUGCAUGGAGCACCCUGCCCAGCUGGACACAAAGACGUUUAAUUCCACACGUACAGGUGAAAUGCUGUUGGGGUGGGAACUGCUCGGUGGCCUCAGCAGGAGGGACGGAGCCUGAAGCCUCAGGCAGGGCUGCCCUCACUUGCCCCAGCACUGGAGUGGGGGCUGGUGGACAUUGCUGUAGCUCCUGGCUUGGCUCUGCCCAUGGGGACAGGCACGACCACCUCUUGGACGCUGGUGCUGUUGGAUGUUCCUGCUGGGGACAUCCCUUUUCAGCUGGAUUCUCCCCAGGAAUGGCUGCCACAUGAUGCUCCCUGUGGCCCCAAGCCCCUGCAGCCUUCCCCAGGCCAUGGCCAGGAUGGAGCUACUGUGGGAAGGUGCAGGGCAGGGCUGAGCUGCUGGCACUGUCUCACAAGGUGUCCCAUGGCCCGUGGGGGCUCCCUGGCCAGCUCAGGGAUUUGGCAGGUUUUUAUGGCACACACAGCCCCCUUUACCUGCCCUGUGUCUGCUGCUGGGCACUGGUUUGUGGUUUGGAAUACAUUUCUAAUUAAACCUGGAAAUGAGCAAGGAACACAGGUGGUUCAUGCCACCCCUGGGCAUGGUGCUGGGACAGGUCUCCAUCACUGCCUGUUCCUGCCUGGUCUCACCUUGGCCAACCCAUCCUGUCCAGUCACACUUGUCUCUGCCCCUCUCUCCCCCAAGGAUCACCCAAUGUCCCCCUGGCUUCAGAGUGGCCUUUGGCACCCAGGGCUGGCCCUGCACAGCCUCUCCUCCUCACACCUGGCAGCUCCCUGUCCUGCUGGCUGCUGCCAGCUCCCCUCUUGCCUCCUCCUGGAGCAGCACAUGGCCACCCAUUCCUGAGUCUCCUGGAGUGGCUCUGAGUGGCACAAGCCAAGCUGUGACCCACUAGUGAAUGUGGCAGCCAGCAGAACCAGAGCUGUGGGUGGGCCUGGCUGUGGUUCCUGUGUCACAGGUGGGCAGCAGCCAGCUGGGGGGUCCAGCAGCAGUCCUGGCUGCUGGUGGCCUGUCCUGGCUCUGCUCCGUGUGCCCAGUGCUGCUGCCAGCACCCACCUCAGGCAGCAGGGUCACCCCAGCACCCUCAGCCCCUUGCUGGGGAUGGCCAGCAUCCAGGCUGGCCAGUGCCGGCUGAGCCAAUGAAUAAAAUAAGCCCCUAAAUAAAGCCCAGUAAUGAAUGCGUAA
Messenger RNA from Cyanistes caeruleus (blue tit), 3122 nucleotides. NCBI's taxonomy places the organism in Eukaryota, Metazoa, Chordata, Aves, Passeriformes, Paridae. The record is from RefSeq and is a predicted model, not a curated record.